GACGUCACUGCCACCGCCACCAUGUUGAAUCAGGAAGUGGGCAGAGUCGGAGCAGGUUUCCCUACCAGGGCUUAACGUUAACGGCCGUCUGUAUUCUAUCGGUCCACCGUUUCACCGUUCUCACCUUUAACAUCCAGGUUACAUGCUGCCUGGCUUUCCUGCUGAUCGAGGUAGGCGCUUCUCUCCGGAUCCGAUCGUUUCGCAGCACCAGCCAUGACUACGCUCACGCAGAGGACCUCGGGCCUCGUCCAGCGGAGGACCGAGGCCAUUCGCAGCGCCGCCGCCGACAAGGAGAGGGAGUCCGGCGGGGAGGAGGACGAGGCGCGCCGCGGGGAGGAGGAGGAGGACGAAAAGGGGGACUCGAAGGAAACAAGGCUGACGCUGAUGGAGGAAGUGUUACUGCUGGGCCUCAAGGACCGAGAGGGCUACACGUCUUUCUGGAACGACUGUAUUUCUUCCGGACUUCGCGGGUGUAUGCUGGUGGAGCUGGCCCUCAGGGGGAGGCUACAGCUGGAGGCCUGCGGCGUGAGGAGGAAAAGCCUGCUCUCAAGGAAGGUGAUCUGCAAGUCAGAUGCUCCGACAGGAGAUGUGCUGCUGGAUGAGGCCUUGAAGCACAUUAAAGACACCCAGCCUCCAGAGACUGUCCAGAGCUGGAUAGAGCUGCUGAGUGGAGAGACCUGGAAUCCCCUGAAGCUGCACUAUCAACUGAGAAAUGUUAGGGAGCGUCUGGCCAAAAACCUGGUAGAGAAAGGUGUCCUCACCACAGAGAAACAGAAUUUCCUGCUCUUUGACAUGACCACACAUCCGCUCACCAACAGCACCAUUAAGCAGCGCCUCGUCAAGAAGGUCCAGGACUCCGUUCUGGAGAAGUGGGUCAACGAUCCCCACCGCAUGGACAAGCGGGUCCUGGCUCUGAUCCUCCUGGCCCACUCAUCCGACGUUCUUGAGAAUGCCUUCGCUCCGCUCCAAGACGACCAGUAUGACCUGGGCAUGAAGAGAGUCCACACUCUGCUGGAGCUGGAGCCGGAGAAAGAGAGCACAAAGCCCAACGCCAAUGAACUCAUGUGGGCUGUGGUGGCUGCAUUUACUAAAUGAAAACACCUGAUUCAUUGGACUGGAAGAUCUGGCUAUGGUCUGUGUUAUUUAAUUGGUUGAAGGACUUCACUUUAAUGAGACAGACUUCACUUUAAUGAGACAAUCUGUUUUGGUUGGGGAGCCUGUUUAUACAUCUAUUCCGGAUGACAUUUUGGUGGUAGUCCGUUUUAACCCAGUGCAAUCCGAUUGGUGGUGGGCUUCACCAAGUCACAUUUGGUUGGUUGGAAGGGUCUCUAAAUGAAAAAUGACUGGCUGCUCUCACACAGCAAGGUAAGUGAUCUGCCUCUGCGAGGCUGGAUAUACUUGUAAACAUCGACACUACAAACAGAUGGUCCUCUAUUAAUGUUAAAUAGCAUCAAAGAACAAAGCUUGUGGCAGCAGUAGUCAUGGUGAAUAUGAAGAUUUUGACUGGGGCCAAGUUUCCCUUCUACACUAAGGAAACAUCAUCUCUCCAUUUCUACAAGACCUGGCCAGAAUCAAAACCUGGUCUCCAUACUCUUCCCCAUGCUUAUGCAAGGAAAAAGGAUAGCAAAUCACACAGCUAUUGAUGCUCUUUGCACUCACGCAGGUCUCCUGCUUCCACCCGUUCAUUCCCACUUGUGUUGGGAGUUUAUGUUUAGAGUUACUGUUAGAACACACUACCUGAAUGUCAUUCAAUUCACUUUUCUCCUUUCUUCCUCAUUGCAUUUUGAGGAGGAAAGAGAGGACCCAAAGAAAUGUGCGAGUUCAGUUCCUGCAUCAUCAAGAGUGUGCUGGGUAAUUUGGCCCAUUUAGACUGAGCUAAAUGAAGAAUUAAACCUUAAGUCAAGAAAAGUCUUUUAUCUUAUUAGUUAUCUGUUUUUGCAAGGGUCCAUUCUGUGUUCAUAAAGAGAGACUAGUCUUCCAUUUUUAUUUAUGUUGCUAAUCAAUGCUUGGAAUAGCCUGCCAUUUAUCAACUAUUUUGCACAGUCAAUAGCCCUGUAGAUAGAAUAGUGUUUAUAGGGAUUUUUCUUGGGUUGAGUAACCCACUUGUGAAGAUGGGAUUGAAAAUUAUGAACCUUAGCAUCCAUGGUAAAAAUAAAUAAAUAAAUAAAUAAAUAUAAAAGAUCACAAUUAUUUUGUCUACAGCUAUUGAUCUCUUUAUUGGUGAUGAGUACUUAAAAAUCAUUCCUCUGGACAUAUUAAAAAGCUUCUUAUUUUUAAGUAGGAAAAACUGGUUCAAUCUGUUCACAUCACUGUGAACAGCUCACAUGAAGAUUUACAAAAUGAUCAUUAGCAGGGCUGGGAAUUGUUAACCAACCAAACCAAACAGUUCAGAAAAUGGUAAAAGGUCGAUUCACCCAAACUAUGUAUGAAAAAAUAUAUUUUCUCAGGUAACACCAGUGAUAUUUUGCAGGUAGUUUAGGUUAUAUUUAGCUUUAUGAGACACCUGCCUCUGAGACAACUGCCUCUGUCCUAAUGCAAUUAGGGUGAAAGGAAUUUCCUUUUAAAAUGCUCAUCAGCAGUUUAAAAAAAAAAGAAGAAAAAAAAUUCUAAGCAACGUCUCAAGUGGCAGUUUCCCUGUGACUAAUCCACAAACGUCACUGUAAAUUGUUUUCCUUGAAGCUACUUUCUGGUGAUGAAAGCGCCUAUAGGAAAACUGUCAACAGCAAUCUUAGUGGAUUAUAACACUAGAUAACAAUAGAGAGAAGUGAGAAAAUAUAUUUUGUAAUUUGGGUGAACUGAGUCUUAUGGUUUUCCUCUUUCAAUAUAUUGUAUCUCUCAGUUUGUAUGUCACGUCAUAAUUUGAUGUUAUUUCCAUCUAACAGGCCUGUGUAGGCAUGUUGUAUUGUUUCAUACAUGCAGAUGAUGGGAGGGUUACUUGGGCCUCACAUGCAUCCUUGUUUAAGACUGAAACAGCCAGACAUGUUUGUUGAAAGACAAAUAUGAAACAUCAUUCUGAACAGUGUGAUCUAUGUGUGAAACUACAUCACCUAUUGUUUUCAUGGCAAACUUAUAGUUCAGUCUUUUUUUUUUUUUUCCUAACUGCAAAAUACCUGUAGGUAUGAAGAACUGUUGAGAUCUGUUUACAGCAAAGAGACCAUGCAUGCUAUUGGUGGAGGGCUGGGGUACUUGUGGAUGUAGCUACAGAGAAAAGGCUUGUAUGUAAUUAUUAGUCAUUUUAUGUGUACGAUCUAAAGGAAUUCAAUGAAAGGGAUCUUCUCUCCUAUCCUCUAUAGUUCUGUAUGCUUUUGUAUUACCACACAAAAUAAAGUAAGGAUCCUUUAAGUGCCUGAAUUUA
Messenger RNA from Lates calcarifer (barramundi perch), 3355 nucleotides. RefSeq names its product Golgi phosphoprotein 3. Gene Ontology annotation, molecular function: phosphatidylinositol-4-phosphate binding. The transcript has 5 exons. Bases 214 to 1095 code for a protein of 293 amino acids. Lineage: Eukaryota; Metazoa; Chordata; Actinopteri; Centropomidae. The record is from RefSeq and is a predicted model, not a curated record. Gene Ontology annotation, biological process: Golgi to plasma membrane protein transport; retrograde vesicle-mediated transport, Golgi to endoplasmic reticulum; Golgi organization. Gene Ontology annotation, cellular component: Golgi cisterna; trans-Golgi network; cytosol.